UAAAAUACACAGUAAACUCCGUUAGUGUAUUCAGCUGAUGUACUGUGCAUCAACUCUUUUGUACUAAUAACCUUUAUUUAUGUAGCACCUUUCAUCUAGCUGGCUCCCAAAAUGUUGUACGUAUUUAACAAAUGGUAUACAAACUAUACACCAGGAUCAGUUCUCUAAGAUAUACUCCUCUUGGGUAGAAUGCAUUUCAUAGUACACACAACACUACGUAACAGUUUAGAAUAUAAAUUUAUUUUUUUAAAAAGUCCAUAUGAAGCUGGAAUUGGAGCAGGAAUUUGGGUAAAUAGAAUAUAGUUAACAAAUAGUGCUAAAACAAAAAUCUCCUUGUUCUUAUACUUCCAGUGUCUUCACAUGGCAUUACCUGAAGAAUAAUUACCGGAUGAAAUUACUAGCCUGAGGAGAUGGUAGUUAGUUUCCCAGGUUGUUCUCUGCACUUAGAUUGUUAGUGUUAAAGUAUUUGUUUUUAUUUUUGAAUAGCUACAUGUUUUAGAAAUGGAACCUGCAGAAAAAUCUAUCCUCUGUGUGAUUGAGGGAGGCCAGCUGAAGCAGGUUUGCUUAUGCUUUCUCUCUCCUCCAGAAUGGCUGGCACUGUGCUUGGGGUGGGGCCAGGAGUAUUUAUUUUAGCGCUGCUCUGUGUCUUGAUGUUGCUGCUCUGCAUGCUGUUAUCCAGGACCUCCGGUCUUGCAAGAUUCUCUGUCAUUAUGGUUUUCUUCUCUGCUGUGAUCGUUAUGUUGGUUCUGUUACUUUUCCCUCGUGCCAGUGAGUUCCCAGCACCAGCUACAGAAAUGAAGAUCGUGGACACCUUCUUCAUUGGUCGCUAUGUCCUGGUCUCCCUUCUCAGUGUGACAUUUCUAGGAAGUCUGUUCCUGGUUCUGGUUCACCAUAUCUUGGAGCCAGUGUAUGCUAAACCACUCUGAGUUAACUAGCUAUUCUGAAGAAGGGAAUUCCCCAUGCUCCAAAGCAGACAAUGUGUUAUCAGUUGGGUAAAGAAAAUAUGCUCCCCAAAUCUCUCCAGAAACCUUUCUUCAAGUGAUGUUAUGAGACCUACACUGAUUUCCAGAAUCAGCAUCUGCUUUCUGGGGCCCUUGCAUCUCCAGAAUGAAGUUGUAGAAUGUGUAUGCUUUGGACUGGAUAAUUACCAAAUGUUGCUGCUGUGUCUUUUGAAGCUGAGAACUGUUUCCUGGCAGAGACAGUCCUGUUUACAGACUUUAUCGUGUGUCUCCAGUAUUUUUUUUUCCAGGGGUACACCCAUGGUCUCUGUUCUAUGGAAAUUUAGCUGCUCUUGCUUCUCCUAUUCCUCAUCUACAGUUGUAGUCCUGGCUGAAAUUUCCUAAAAGAUCUGAUCCUUACCUGAACCACUGGGGUCUAAAAGUCAGGCUGGAAAUCUUUCCAACAAAGGAGGUGGUGCAGAAUGCCAUGAUGGAGGCCUUUCCUGGUGCUGGUGCUUUUGGCUAAAGGAAGUAUGGAAAUAAAUAAGGGGAACUGAACUUGGAGGCUUUAGCCCUGUUCAGUUUGAACUGUGGGUGUUAGAAGUUUGGGUUGGUUCACCUGUCCCUGCCAUUUUUGGCAUUGUAAUCCUUCUCGAAACACCUGAGAAAUGAUUUCAGAGGCAGAAGCAAGUGGAGAGGGUAAACUCAUGGGAAAGUGAGAUCCUAUUUUUAUGGCAAUAAAGAAGCAGGAACAGGAAGAACUAAAUGUUCCUCAGUUUCCCUGGCUUAAAAAGCACUGACGUGGCAGUUCAAAGGUGUUGCUUAGGCCCAGCUCUGAAUCCAGGGGCUCUUUCAGAGACACUCUGGCACAAGCAAAUGGAUCUGUGUUGCCAUUCUUGAGCUUGCCCUGAACCGGGGUUUACUUUGCUGCCUCCUUGCUCCCUUGGAGAGGGUCGGGGAGGGGAUUGCGAGCUCCUCUGUCCAGGGAGCUGAAUGUGCAUGUCACUAGAUAUUCCCACCAGCAUUUCAGGGAGGAAAACCUGCUGCAGAAGGUGGAACCACUGAAGGGAGGCUAGGGACAGAACGGUGGGAGCAGAUGUGGGGACCUCUUCCCCCAUGCUCUUCUGUGGGCUGAGGCGAUCUGGCCUUGAGCCCAGAGCAAGAGUGAAGUUUUGAAAAGUAGCUUGCAUAAAAACAUAACAUUUGAAAAAUGCUGCAGGAAGAGGCCGUGGAGGAAAGGGUAGGACACGCUGAUUUCCAUACAUGACUAGGCCACCUGGACCUAAACUUUCUACUGUAAUAAAAACCAUCUUUGGGCUGGGAAUGGGGCCUGAGAAAUUGUAGCCCAGAGGGUUUUUUCCCAGACCCAUUCAAAGCCCUGUAUAAUGUAUAUGCCACCUUAGACACUUCCCUAACACCCAUGGCACUUGACAAAAACAGCUGCUAUGCAGCUAGAGCAUUUUAAUAAAGAAAUCUCACGCUCAUUCUAGGGCUAGGCUUUGUCAUCAGCUCUUUUCUUCUCCUCUAGGUAUUCCUUUGCACUCUGUUUUAUUUAGUGAAUUGUAUUUAAUGGAUCCCCAAGGGCUUAUUUGUUGCCCUCCCUUCCUUCUUCAUGCAAGUGCAAAACUAAUGAGUCCCUCUGAGAAGCCACUGGCUGACUAGUUCCUAGAGGACAAAAUAAAGAUUAAUGUGUUUUUUAGCAAUUUGAUGACCGCUCCAGUCCCCAUAACUGUGGAGGGGCCUUCACUUAUGAGUGAAGCUGAAGGCUGGAGUUCUGGUGCCACUCAU
This is a messenger RNA of Chelonia mydas (Green sea turtle), 2726 nucleotides long. RefSeq names its product transmembrane protein 218 (gene TMEM218). NCBI's taxonomy places the organism in Eukaryota, Metazoa, Chordata, Testudines, Cheloniidae. Bases 567 to 926 code for a protein of 119 amino acids. The transcript has 3 exons. The record is from RefSeq and is a predicted model, not a curated record.